AUUUUUGCGUCGGAAGUAGUUGUGUUUACGUCCAUGCCUGUGCAUAAGCGCAGUUGCGUUAUCCUUCACAUUUUCCCGUUCAUAUAACCUGUCAGUAAAGUUUCGCCAUGGCUGAUUUUAAUUCUAGCUUUGAUAUGCCGUCGGCUAGUUCAUCUGAAAGCGCUGAAGCUGCGGAGCUCCAGCGUCUGAUUGCAGUAGAGCAGCAAAAGGCUCAGUUUCAAGCGCAGGUUCACAACUUUAUGGAUGUUUGCUGGGAUAAGUGCAUGGACAAACCGAGCUCCAAGUUGGACUCACGAACUGAGACUUGUCUCGUUAACUGCGUGGAGCGUUUCAUCGACACGACGCUCACCAUCACCAACCGCUUUACGCAGAUGGUCCAGAAGGGCGCGCACUGAUUGAAGGACAACUGUCAAUAAGCCUACCACGUAUUCUUUAUGUUCUCGGUGUACGUCUGGGAGGUUAUUUUACUGCUCCUUAGGGGUGUGAUGAACCCUUUCACACUCGCGAAAAAAAAACAACAACAACAAAAAAAAAAAACCUACAGCCCUUUCUCAACAACUCAACAAAUAGAAAAUGUGUAUUGAUAUGUGUAUCGCUGCUGUACCAAUACAGCCAGCAAAGAACGAUUAUUUCUGCUGGAAAUAAGUACUGGCAGUUUCCAGUACUGACUGUCCACAUCUGUAAACCUGACUGGUUUAAUUGUGACGUUAAAUAAAUCAGAAGUUUCAAUGAAA
Cyprinus carpio (common carp) is the source of this 734-nucleotide messenger RNA. It is a transcript of the gene timm8b, whose product is annotated as mitochondrial import inner membrane translocase subunit Tim8 A. The record is from RefSeq and is a predicted model, not a curated record. NCBI's taxonomy places the organism in Eukaryota, Metazoa, Chordata, Actinopteri, Cypriniformes, Cyprinidae.